Molecule: messenger RNA, 3219 nt
Organism: Orbilia oligospora ATCC 24927
Lineage: Eukaryota; Fungi; Ascomycota; Orbiliomycetes; Orbiliales; Orbiliaceae
Exons: 3
Coding region: 1-3219 (1072 amino acids)
Biological process (GO): RNA polymerase II preinitiation complex assembly; transcription by RNA polymerase II
Cellular component (GO): transcription factor TFIID complex
Molecular function (GO): histone acetyltransferase activity; RNA polymerase II general transcription initiation factor binding; RNA polymerase II general transcription initiation factor activity
Source: RefSeq, a predicted model, not a curated record
AUGUCGGCCAAACCGUCCAAUCCUCCAGAGAUAGAGGAUGAGGAAAAAGCCAUUGCCAACUUUCUCGAAAACCCGGACAUAUUGGAUAAUUUCCUUGCUGAAGGUGCCGGAGGAAACCAAGAGAAGGCAGAUGAUGCCAUCGACUUUGGCGACAUUAGUGACGAUGACGAUGACUUGCCCGACGAAGAACCUAUAGCUAGGAAAAAACGGGCUGGUAGCGCUGAUAGCGAGAACAGUCUUAUGGACCUUGCUGCCGAAGGUCAUGUCGUUUCAUCACCCCUACUAGGGCCUGACCAUAGAAUGGUAGAUGCCGACGAAGACCUCUUUGGUGAUGCUGCUCUCGAUGAUCUCUUUGGGAAUCACAAAAUCGACGAGAUCCACCCUCUACCUCCUCAAGACGACAAGCUCCUCACAGACGCCGUUCACUCCAUGUUUAGAGAUGUCGACUUUCAAAGUGCCGGAUUUAGCGCUGGUGACUUCGGUGACGAAAUUCCGGUCCUGGACCCCCCGGAGAUGAUCAAGGAGCCCAAAAAGAGGGUCGAAGAGUACUUCCCGCUGUUCAAGGAGCAUGCCAUCCUACCUUACCUCUCCAUGUUCCCUCCAAAGCCAGCCUACUACCCCAUGCGCCCAGACAAACAACCCAAGGCGCUAUUCCCGACCAAACUCAACCUGGAGAUAGCACCAAGUUCGGAAGCUAGCUGGCGUUCUGAUAGCUACCGCCCUGUUCGAAGAGCAGGUUUUGUCUACAUCGAGAACGAGAUUGAGGAUAUUGCAGACGUUCCAGCAGCACAGGAGGCUCGGGAAGAAGAAUUCAAGAAGGAGACUCAGAUCCGACGGCAAGUGGAUAUCGCGGUUCUGGAGGAAGACUUAGAUAGGGCUGCCAACGAUCCCCCACCAAAACGGAUCCGCCCUAAAGCGCCGUUCGAAGAUGAUACAGAGGGAGGAGCCAAGAAGGCGAGACUCCGUGAGCUUUUCAGGCGUGUUGAAGCCCCAGAUCCAUUUGAAUUCGACUUAUUGGACUUCGAUCCAAACAAAAAGAUCAAGGUUGAGCUUGAUCCGAACGACCCAUAUCUCCUUCUCGACGUCAGAAAAUCCGAUGACACUCGUAAGGCGAGAAAGAUUGGUGGCGAGUUUAUUCGACAGAAGAUCAAAAAGGACCUUACCCAGCGAUAUAAUAUAUCGAAUGACGAAGCGUACGACCUUCUCAAAGAAAACCACCAAUCAAAGGUUCGGUCUACGAUUGGCAAUUUGGAAAUAGAACACACCAUGCCCGCCGUUCGUCUACAGACACCGUACUACAAGACUGUCCUCGGAAAGCCCGAAAUGAGGUCUUUCCAUAGACCGCGACUCACAUUUCCUACUGAAGUUGAAAUACGGUUCACGAAGGGUAAAACUCUGAAGCGUAAACAUUUGAAGGGUAAAUCCAUUCGAGAAAUUUUCCACGAUACGAAGAGUUUAUCACUUUCCGAUAACUCAAACUUCAUUUUGUUCGAGUACUCGGAAGAGCAUCCCUACGUACUUUCAAACUUUGGUAUGGGAAGCCGAGUCAUCAAUUACUACCGUCGAAAGGAGGACUCCGAUGAAACGCGUCCGAAGUGCGAGCUUGGAGAACUGCAAGUUCUUAUGAGUCAGGAUAAGUCACCUUUCUGGAACUUUGGCAGUAUUGAGCCUGGUGAAAUAGUCCCGGCACUUUACAAUCGUAUGAUCCGGGCGCCUAUCUUCAAGCACACACCUGCGAAUACGGACUUUGUAGUAGUCAGGAACACAGACAGCGGAGGCGCAUAUUAUUACCUCCGAACCAUCCCGUAUAUCUUUACAGUCGGUCAGACAUUCCCAGUAACAGAUGUACCGGGUCCACACUCCCGAAAAGUUACGACAGCUUCUAAGAACCGUAUGAAGAUGAUUACAUAUCGUGUCAUCGGAAGGAAGGGCAAUCGUAUUGCGGUGAAGGACAUUGCGCCUCAUUUCCCGGAGAAUACGGAAAUCCAGACCAGGCAGAAAAUGAAAGAGUUCAUGUCCCACCAGAAUGAGAGGGAGAGUGAGAAAGGUGGUUAUUGGUAUCUUAAGGGCGAUGAUCCGAUCCCCGACGAGGCAAACAUCAGGACUAUGGUCACACCUGAGAGUGUUUGUUUGCUAGAUGCAAUGCAGGUCGGAGUGAAGUAUCUAGAAGAUGCCGGGUACGGAAAGGCAACCGAUGCAGGAGCAGGAGAGGAAGAUGAGAAGGAAGGAAUGAGCACCGAGGAGAAACUUGCGCCGUGGAUCGCCACCAAGAAUUUCAUUAAUGCUACACAGGGCAAGGCAAUGUUACAAUUACACGGCGAAGGGGAUCCUACAGGGCGAGGCGAGGCGUUUAGCUUUAUCAAGACGAGCAUGAAAGGAGGGUUCAAAGCCAUCGGCGAGAGUGUGGACGAAAAGUUGGAUGCGGCGACAUUGAAAUUACUCGGUGGUCAUUCCUAUAACGUCGCUAGGCAGCAGAAAGCUUACGAGGAGACCAUUGAGAAAAUUUGGCGCGCGCAAGAAGCGAGUUUGAAGGCUGAAGAACCUCCAGAGUUGGAUCCAGAUGAGCUACAAGAUGCAACUCAAGAGGGUGUUUACGGGCUUGAUGAUGGACGCACGCCUUAUUCGGAAAGCAUGACGCCUGCUGUUGCGAAUAGUGCUAUUGAUGACGAAGCAGCCAGUCAAUUUUCGAGGUUUUCGGCAAGGAAUACGAAAAACAAAGUGAUGAGGAUUACAAGGAAGUACAAAUUGCCGGAUGGGAGCUACGAGAUGAAGACUGAGGUCAUUAGUGAUCCUAAGGUGAUCUCUAUGUACAUCGCGAAGCGUCAGGAGAUUAGAACGGACAGUCUGAUGAAAGAUAUAACAAAUCUGAAGCCGACUGGUGACGCUGCUGCUGACGCUGACCGGAAAAAAGUUCUCGAAAAAGAACUCGCUCGUCUAAUGAGGAACAAGGAAAGAAGACAAGCACGUGAACGACAGAAUGAGAAAAAGAGAAAACAACUCGGGCUGGACGAUGAUGGCGCCCCUAAGGGGGGUACUACACGUAAAUGCGCGAAUUGUGGACAGGUCGGACAUAUUAAAACUAAUAAAAAGUUGUGUCCUAUGUUGAAUGGAACGCUGGGACCUAAAGUUGAUGGUUCUGGGACGCCGGGAGGACCUGGUUCUAACGGUGGUGGAAUGCCGGGAACUGCGCCGGGAACACCGGCUCCUACCGCAUUUUAG